Messenger RNA from Acanthosepion pharaonis, 1086 nucleotides. The record is from the annotation of a GenBank genome assembly. NCBI's taxonomy places the organism in Eukaryota, Metazoa, Mollusca, Cephalopoda, Sepiida, Sepiidae.
AUGUUGAGCGAUGGCCGACGUUUAUUCUUUACUUUUAAUCACCGUUCUCCAUCUAUACAAUGGUUGUUGGCCACUCUUUCCUGUGGCACAGCCCUCGGACUUUUAUUGCAGAAACUCCAAGUGUUUGAGGCAAAUCGAAUGCAGCAGCAAUUGUUGUUUGAAAACUUUAUUUUGAUGAAAACAUUCUUCUCAGCUGUUGUCAGUGGAAUCUUUGUCUGCAGCAUUUUAAGCAUGUUGCCACACACCAACCAGAUGCUGAGGGCAACUAUGGCCUGGUACCCACUGAAUUUUGAAAACAGAAGUUACACUUCUUGUGCCCUGGGUGGAACACUUUUGGGUUCAGGAAUGGCACUUUCAGGCGCAUGUCCAACCACUUUGUUUGUUCAGCUUGGUUCAGGUGUUCCCAAUGCAGUCUGGGUGCUUGCUGGAGGAUAUUGUGCUACAGUCACCUUUGACAUUCUCAGACCAGUCAUCAGUAACUGCUUAUUCCGGAGAAAAUGUCUUGUACCUUUUUACUUACAUCGAUGGAUGAUGACACCCUAUUUUAAUGUUUCCCUUCCAAUUGCUGUUAUGCUGGCCACUGCAACGUUUUCCUUGGAACUCUGGAAACCUAAAGAAUCUCAUCCAGUCCUUGUCCAAGAAUUACAACCAACUCCAGUUGCAUGGUCCCCAUAUAUUGUUGGAAUCUUAAUUUCAUUGCUUCACUUGUCCUUGAUUGGAAUUUUUUACAGAUUUAUCACCAACAGUGAUGUAUUUACAAUUGUCAAUGAUUCAUUUCUCUACCUGCUGAAAAACAGACGGCUCCCAUCUAACAUCUUUCCUAUUUUCUUCAAUUUGGGAGUCACUCUUGGAGCAUAUUUAUCAUCAUUCUUCUCUUCUCAACCAGCAGUUUGGGAAAUUCCUUCGUGGUACCAGUCUUUCUUUGGAGGAAUGUCUGUUUUCUUUGGUUCCAAACUUGCAGCAGGUUGUUCUGUUGGUCAUGGUGUGUCUGGGAUGAUGGCCCUAUCAAAACUGUCUUUGUUUGUGAUUCCAUUUUUUUGGUUAGGAGGAUUCUUCAUGGCUUCUUUCCUCACAGCCACAAUCUAA